AUGGCUAUGAAAACGCAUAAUACUCGCCAGGAAAAAUUUCUCCAAGCCAUCGCCGUCACCAGUGUUAACGUAUCUGAACCUUCUCGCAAUGAGAAGGUGAAGACUCUCGCUCCUCGCUGCACCUGCAGUCUGAAGAUCAAGACUGCCGCUGAUCCUGCUACGCGUUCUUUCGGUGAUCCUCCUCCGCCUGCCAAAGCCUCAGCAUUGGUUGAUGCAGAUGCGCCAUCUCCUCGAGUCAUACGCAAUGGAAAGACUAAGACUACCGCGGAUGUUGCUACGCGUUCUUUCGGUGAUCUUCCGCCUACCGCCGGUGCUGCUGCACAUUCUUUGGGAGAUCCCACUGCUCCUAUCAAGGACUCGACAUCGGCUCUUAGCUUAGACGUGUCGAGCAAUGCGAAGACGGCGACUCCUGCUCCUCGUAUGGGUUCUUUCGGCAAGCCGACUGGUCCACAUGUGAAAGUCUCUUCAUUGCCUUCACGAAGGGCUAUCUCUCAUCCUGCAUCGUUCGAUGCUUCUCUUAAGUCUGCAACUUCCUCUGCGACUACAUUGAACACCACGCCGGCUUACCGCUGUUUGAUGGGAUGUCCUGCUACAUUUACCACGAUAGCACAGCAUCCACAGCAUUUCAUCCGGUUCGAAUGCCCAGAGAGCAUUAACGGAAAGACGACAAUAUGCGGAUAUGCAGGUUGCUGCCAUGUAUUUCCCGACUCAGAGCCAUCGACCAGAGCAGGGAAAGACAAUCCGUAUGACGUGUUAAUGCACACCCCUGAUCCUGCAGAGGACACGCGUGGUAUGCAGCUACCUCCGACAGCUACAGCUAAGGAGUUCGCAACGCUGGUAUCAAAGAGGGCUAGGUUAUCUAGCGUGCCGACUGUAUACGACAGUAGUGUGUACUCGGAAACACCACACGCCUUUGCAGCAGUCAUCAGAGACAUAGACGAGCAUGACGAGCGGUUCGUCUUUCCAGGUGCCUCUCAAAUGACAGUCAAGUGUCACCACAUGCAAGCAUUUAACGAUCAUGGGAUGAAGCCGACGUUCGUAAACACGAAAACUCGAGAGAAGUUUGACAACUACCUUCUAGACCGCACGGCUGCAGACGUUGCUGCUGCUGCAAAAGGCGAUGUUCCACCAGGAGCUACGGUAUUGUUCAAGUGUCCUGUACCAGGAUGCAAGAGAGGUUUCGGUCCUUCAACUCUGGUAUCAGAGUUUUACAACCACCUGGAGGACCCAGUUCACUGGGUCUAUUACGACGACCAUGGCAUACAAUGUGGCUUUGGUUGCGGCAGAGGGUUUGCAAACGCGACAUGCCUUUCCAGGCACAUCUCCGAAAGGCGAUGCAUGGCUACAGGAGACAAGAAAGGGGAUGCCAUUGUCUGCCCCAAUCCUCCCGUGGGAGGUUUCGCCGUCGAAUGUUUGUCACAAGCAUGGGACAAGCUUGACCUUGCGCUGUCACACUGGAUGAGAUACCACACAAACCAGCUGUAUCGCGAUGGCGUCACCGAGAACAGCUGCUUUGUUUGCGAAGCCACGUUUGCAAUAGAGGACAUGCUGGUUGCUCACUUCCAUAACGCAUCAUCAGACUCGAGAUCGAGCACGAAGCCUUCAACGCACGGCCAGCGCCUGCUCAGCCGCGGGCUUCUUUGGAAUUGUGAGAGGGAGUGGUUGCAUGUGGUGAAGUUUUACCCCGUGUUGCCAUCGGUGCAGUUACUGAUGGCGAUCCACCACCUUGCCAUCAGACCUUCCUUCGACAAGAUCGCGACAAACUACAUCACAAAUCAAAUGCUAUACGCCAAACUCAACGAACUCCGCGCGCUUGUGAUAACGAUGGGUCAGAACGCGUUUUGUCACAAUUGGGCAAGAGAAUCGAGGUUCAUGAGGAUGUACACCGUCAUGCAUGGUCGCCUCGAGGUUACAGUGUGCACCCCUGCUACAGAGUUGAAGAACAACAACCGCGGCGAGUCGACAAGCGUGAUGUGCCCCAGCACGUUGGGCAAAUACGCAGUCGGGUGCUAUGACAGCACCGAGGUCAUUAACCACAACUCUGGCAAUCGGCCGAACGCUGGAAUCGAGGAGCUAGCUAGACGUGUGGAGGUUACGGAGAAAUCUUUGGAGGACAUGACGAGAGCAAGAAGGUCUACUUGA
Molecule: messenger RNA, 2142 nt
Organism: Aureobasidium namibiae CBS 147.97
Lineage: Eukaryota; Fungi; Ascomycota; Dothideomycetes; Dothideales; Saccotheciaceae
Exons: 4
Coding region: 1-2142 (713 amino acids)
Source: RefSeq, a predicted model, not a curated record